Andrographis paniculata is the source of this 2720-nucleotide messenger RNA. Its product is annotated as probable beta-D-xylosidase 7. The record is from RefSeq and is a predicted model, not a curated record. The transcript has 5 exons. Gene Ontology annotation, cellular component: plant-type cell wall. Gene Ontology annotation, molecular function: xylan 1,4-beta-xylosidase activity; alpha-L-arabinofuranosidase activity. Gene Ontology annotation, biological process: arabinan catabolic process; xylan catabolic process. Lineage: Eukaryota; Viridiplantae; Streptophyta; Magnoliopsida; Lamiales; Acanthaceae. The coding region runs from base 174 to 2600 and encodes 808 amino acids.
GGUCUUCACCUCAAACAAUCAUUUAUAUCACAUCAUACAAUUAUUCAAAUUUAAAAUUUUUACAAUUCAAAUCCCAACUAAAAAACAAACAAACCCUAAAAGUGAAACCAAUUCAACUUUUAUACCUUCAUUUAUUUUAGAACAGAACUCCUCCUUCUUCAGCCACCAAAACGAUGGACCUCAUCAUCACUCUAGUGUCUAUACUCUCAAUCCUAAUACACAUAUCAACGAGCUGUCGGGGUCAACUCGUUGACCAUUUAAUUCCCGACGAACCCUCCAUUAAUUAUCCAUCAAUCUUCUCCGUUGACCACCGCGACCAUCCCCUCCGGCCGCCGCCGUUCUCCUGCGCCGCAGCCGAUCCCGCCACCGCCACCUACCCAUUCUGCAACCGCGACCUACCCAUCGCCGACCGGGCUCGCGACUUGGUCUCGCGCCUCACUUUGGACGAAAAGAUCUCCCAGCUGAUCAACAAGGCCGCCGCCGUCCCCCGCCUCGGCAUCCCCUACUACCAGUGGUGGUCGGAGGCGCUGCACGGCGUUGCCAUCGCCGCCGGCGUCGAAAACGGCGUCGCAUUCAACGGAACCGUCCGGUCCGCCACCAGCUUCCCGCAGGUCAUCCUCGCCGCCGCCGCAUUCGACUCCACCCUCUGGUACCGGAUUGCCAAGGCCGUCGGAGAAGAGGCGAGGGCAAUAUACAACGAAGGGGAAGCAACCGGCCUGACAUUCUGGUCCCCAAACAUCAACAUUUUCAGGGACCCCCGAUGGGGGAGGGGCCAGGAGACCCCCGGAGAAGACCCCUUUCUUACCUCCAAGUACGCCGUCUCCUUCGUCAGAGGAAUUCAGGGCGACAGUUACGACGGCGGCGCCGUCGCAGACGGCGGCCGCCUUCUGGUCUCCGCCUGCUGCAAGCACUUCACCGCCUACGAUCUCGAUAACUGGAACGGCUCCGAUCGCUUCACAUUCGACGCUCGAGUGACGAAGCAGGAUCUGGCCGACACGUUCCAGCCGCCAUUCAAGAGCUGCGUGGAGGAAGGGCGAGCCAGCGGGAUGAUGUGUGCUUACAACCUCGUCAAUGGCGUCUCCAGCUGCGCCGAUCGUGAGCUUCUCACGAAAACGGCUCGCGGCGAGUGGGGCUUCGACGGUUACAUAACGUCGGAUUGCGACGCCGUCUCUCUCAUCUACGAGAAGCAGAACUACGCGCCGUCGCACGAAGAUGCCGUCGCCGCCGUGCUCAAAGCCGGCAUGGAUGUCAACUGCGGCUCCUAUUUGGGAAGCCACACGAAGUCGGCGGUCGAGAAGGGGAAAGUGUCGGAAUCGGACAUAGACAGAGCCCUCCACAACCUCUUCUCUGUAAGAAUGAGGUUGGGACUAUUCGACGGCGAUCCAACUCAGCAACCACCGUACGGAAAUCUCCGGCGACGCCACAUCUGCACUCCGGCGCACCGGAAACUGGCGCUGGAGGCGGCGCGCGACGGCAUUGUCUUGCUAAAGAACUCCGGGAGCUUACUCCCACUCUCCAAGUCCAAAACCAACUCCGUUGCGGUGAUCGGCCCGAACGCCGACGCCGCAACCACCCUGCUCGGAAACUACGCCGGGCCACCGUGCAACGCCGUAACUCCGCUAGAAGGCCUCAAAAGCUACGUCAAGAACAUCAAUUUUCACCCGGGAUGCGACUCCGUGGACUGCGCAUCUGUCGCAGCCGACGAGGCUGUCGAACUUGCGAGAAAUGCCGAUUAUGUAAUUCUCGUAAUGGGACUCAAUCAAGACCGCGAGAGCGAGGAGCUCGAUCGCGAAGACUUAACCCUUCCCGGACUUCAGCAAAGCCUCGUCGAACGUGUCGCCGCCGCCGCCAGUCACGCGGUGGUGCUGGUGCUGCUUUGCGGCGGCCCUGUUGAUGUUUCCUUCGCAAAAAAUGAUGCCAAGAUUGGUAGCAUAUUGUGGGCGGGAUAUCCUGGCGAAGCCGGGGGACAAGCUAUUGCCGAGAUCAUAUUCGGAGACCAUAAUCCCGGGGGGAGAUUGCCGAUAACUUGGUACCCAGAAGACUUCACGAGGAUACCGAUGACGGACAUGAGAAUGAGGGCGGAUCAUGUGACGGGAUAUCCGGGGCGAACCUAUCGAUUCUAUAACGGCGAGAAGGUUUUUGAAUUCGGACACGGCCUUAGCUACUCGAACUAUUCGUACAAGUUCAUAUCGAUCGGACAAGACAGGAUCAACUUCAAGAAAUCGACGGACAGCAAAUACGGAGACUCGGGACUCAUUUUAGUUACGGAUAUCGAUUUGGAGUCGUGUAAGAAGGCUAAGUUUUCGGCCAUUGUUGAAGUCGAGAACCGAGGGGAGAUGGCCGGGAAGCAUCCAGUUCUGCUGUUUAUUAAACGCGGCGGCGAUUGCGAUGUCGGCAACGGGAGUCCGAUGAAGCAGCUGGUCGGGUUUCAGACAGUGAAGCUGUACGGCGGGGAGAGGAUUCGGGUCGGGUUUGAAGUGGAUCCAUGCGAGCAUUUGAGCAGAGGUAGUGAAGAUGGAGCAAUGGUGAUUGAAACAGGGGAGUUUUACUUAGCCGUUGGAGACCAAAAGUAUGCUAUCUCUGUGGUCGCUUCUGCUUGAACGAAGUUACUUAAUUGCCCUUGCGUCUGGAGCUGUUCGCGGCUUUAAUUGAAAAGUGGGCUCCACUUGUUGCAAACGAAAAUUAUUUCAAAUAAAAUUGUUUCCAAAUAUAUAAUAUAU